Messenger RNA from Calypte anna (Anna's hummingbird), 5030 nucleotides. RefSeq names its product TAR (HIV-1) RNA binding protein 1 (gene TARBP1). Gene Ontology annotation, biological process: tRNA methylation. The transcript has 30 exons. Bases 1 to 4728 code for a protein of 1575 amino acids. Lineage: Eukaryota; Metazoa; Chordata; Aves; Apodiformes; Trochilidae. Gene Ontology annotation, molecular function: RNA binding; tRNA (guanine) methyltransferase activity. The record is from RefSeq and is a predicted model, not a curated record.
AUGGAGGUAGUGUUGGCGGACGCGUUGCUCUCCCGUUGCGGGGAUCCCGUUGAGGUGCUGCGGGCUGUUUGCUCCCCGCUCUCGGCCGAAGGCGCGGAGGCUCUGCGUCUCCUCCUCCAGCGCCUGGCCGCGGGCUGCCCGCUGCUACCGCCAGGCGAGGCCGAGGCGGGGGCUCUGCGGAGGGCCGCUUGGGAAGUGGCUCUGGAGCGGUGCCGGCCGCUGCUCUGCGGCGGAGAGGCGGGGGUGUGCGGCGGGGAGCGGGUGCGGGUGGCCCGGGCGGCGCGGGGAGCCCUGCGGCAUUGCGUGCAGCUGUGCGGGGCGCCGCUGGCGGGGCGGCUGGCGAGGGACGCGCUGGCGGAGCUGGCGGCGGGCGGCGGGGCGGGCGCGGAGCUGGCGGCGGUGGAAGCGCUGGUGGCGGCGGCGCCGCGGCUGGAGGAGCCGGAGGUGGUGGCGCGGUGCGUGGCGGCGGCCCUGGAGCUGGUGCGGGAAGAGGGGGAGAGGGAGGAGGAGGCGGCGGCGGUGGUGGCAGGGAGGCUGCUGCCGGCGCUGGGAGGCAACGGGGCGGCUCUGCCGCUGGUCUGGGAAGGACUGCUGGGGGAAGGAGAACCGCCGCGGGCCGGGCCGGUGCUGCUGGCUCUCAGCGCCCUGGCGGACGCGGUGCUGCCGCGGAGCCCGCCUGGAGCGGGUUCGGGGGUGGACGCGCGGCUGUGCCCGCGGUUCUGGCGGGUGGUGCAAGGGGGCCUGACGGAACGGGACGGGCUGUGCCGCAAGCGGGCCCGCUACCUGCUGAAGAGAGCCCUGGACCUGAGCGGAGGGCAGCGGGCAGAGCUGCGGUGCCCCCCGGACGGCCCAGACGAAUCGAGUCUGUUCUGGUGGUGUGCCGAGGAGAAUGAGAAGCUCCUGCAGUUCUGGGAAACUUAUAUUUUGAUCAUGGAAACUUUGGAAGGAAACCAGAUACAUGUCAUAAAGCCAGUGUUACCAAAACUGAACAGUUUAUAUGACCAUGCUAUAUCAGGGGAAAAAGGUCGUUGGUUGUUCCACCCAUCCUGGCACAUGUGCAUUUAUAAACGAAUGUUUGAGAGUGAGAAUAAAACCUUGACAAAGGAAGGAGUUCUUCAUUUUCUGGAGCUUUGUGAAACAAAGCACCUUCCAAAUGCACUUGACUUUUCAGAGUUUAUUAUUGGACCAUUAAUGGAUGCUCUCUCAGAAAGUUCCCUCUAUAGCAGGACACCAGGCCAGUCAGUGGGAGCCUGUCCUCCUUUGGGAAUCAGGCUACAGAAGUUUUUGGCUUCUUAUCUCAUGCUUCUUCCAGAAGAAGAAAAAGGUAGUUUCCUGUUAAAAUUUAUUCAGAAGAUGACAAGCAGACACUGGUGUGCUGUUCCCAUUUUAUUUCUUUCUAUGGCUCUGGCAAAUAUCCCUGCAUGUAAAGUGCUGGGCACUGAAGGACUUCAUGCUUUAAGGGAUGUCCUCCAGUGUACUAUGAUUACACAUCAGAUUUUGUUGCGUGGAGCUGCUCAGUGCUAUCUCCUUCAAUCAGCUUUGCAUUUGACAGAUGUGGAGAAAGUGUCCCUUCCAGAAGUUGCAAACUUUCUUCUGUCCCUGAGGCCAGAGGAGUCUCUCAGGAGAGAUACUCUGUUAUGGAUGGAGCUUUGCAGCUGGUUGCAAGUGAAUGACAGGGGCUUCAGAAAGUCAUUGAAUUCUGAACAUCAAGAAAUAUCAUUAUGUCAGUAUGUACACAGCCUUGUGAGAGGGUACCUUAAGACACCACCAUCUGAAGGAGAAAAUUGCUUUAUGCCUGACUGGUUUGAAGCUAAGCUUGUUGCAACAAUGAUUCUAUUGGCUGCAGAUGGGGAGCAGAUGAGGAAUGAGUAUAGUGGAAAAAGCAACAUAGAAUGGAUUGAACUAGAGGCUUUCUUGAACCCUCUUCUGGAUGUCUUGAUGAAACUUGGCAGUAAUGCUUACAUACCAACACUGAAAACAGAUAAAAGCCUACAACUUCUCUUGAAGUUAUUGCAGAGUUCCCAUAAACAAGAUGAUGGGGUCUUGGUUUUUAUCUUGAAGUCUCUACUGACACCCAUGGAGAGUAUUCUUCAAUUCAUUCUCCGACGGCUUACUGCAAAUGAGUUGAACACUGUUGGUGAUCUGGAUCGUUGUGAUCUGUACUUAGAUCUGAUUCGUGAGAUGGUGAAUUUGGGUUUGAAAGUCACCUGGGAGAAAACACAAUCCCUCAAAAAUUUCAUUUUGUGCCUGACAAAUGCAUCUAUUCAUAAUCUUCAGGAGAGAAAUUGUGAAGAGGAGCCAACACUUAAGGAUCAAAUUAAGAAGGUGUGUAGCAUGGCUUCACUUACAGCAGUUUGUGAGAUCAUGGGUCAGAUUCCUGAAGCACACCUUGUGGAUGCUCUGAGGAGAUUUGUUUCCUGCUGGCCAUUCAAUGAAGUGUUAAAGAAGCCAUCUCAAACUGCAGAAAGUAGUAGCUCAUGUGAAGAGACAACAUCUCAAGGAUGGGGCAGGAUUGUUGCACGCUACGUCCGGGACCAAUGGAUUUGCCUUCGUUUCAUUUUAAAUUUAUUUCCAACUCUGUCUCAAGAGAAUGAAGACACCUCAGAAAUAUUAUCAUCUACAGCUGAAGAGUCAAUAAAAAUUCUAGAGUUGGCACUAGAAGCCUUAACUAUUCUUCCUUCAGACCAAGUUUUACCUGUGUUCGACUGCAUGAAAGUCCUUGUUCCCAAGCUUCUGGAGGCAGCAGAGUCUCUCUGCAUAGAAGCAUUCGAUUUGGCUUGGAAAAUCAUAUCCUCUUUGAGCAACACACAGCUAAUCUUUUGGUCCAAUCUAAAAGCUUUUGUUCAGUUCAUCUUUGACACUGAGGUUUUAGCUGUUGCUGCAAGAGCAAAGGGUCAAGCAUAUGCAAAAAUUAAAGAGAUAAUUUUCAAGCUUAUAGAUAUGUCUGCCACAAAGACUGGAGUCUUCAAUGUAGUCCUUACUCAUUGCUGUCAAUCUUGGAUAUUUCCCCUUGUUAAUGAGAGAAGUGCCUUGACAAAUCCUUUCUUAAAUGCUGGAAAUUAUUGUGAACUUAUCACUGAGGCUUGUGUCUUUGGAACUGUAUUUAGGAGAGACCAAAGACUUAUCCAGGAUGUGCAUGCCUUCAUAGAAAGUCUUGGAGAAAAAUGUGCAGCAAAUGUUGUUACAGAAAGUACAUUUCGAGAUGAUCACUACGUCCGGGUCUGUGCAAUUAAAUUCCUGUGCUUGUUGGAUGAGUCAAAUACCUUGCAUAAGGCAUUUAUGGAAGACAUUUUCAUCAAGCUGCUUGAUAAAGAUGAGCUGGUGUCCAGAUCUAGAACACGCUAUUACGCAAACUCCCUGCAUCACAGAAUUAAAAACCGGGUAUGGCAAACACUCUUAGUCCUUCUUCCAAAGCUUGACCAGACUUUUUUGUGUGGAACCCUUGACAAAGUUUUCCAGGCUGGAUUUGGUAACAAUCAGGCAUCUGUGAAAUACUUCAUAGAGUGGAUUGUCAUCUUGAGUCUACAUAAAUACCCCCAAUUCCUUAAUAAAUUCUGGGAUUGCUUUUCCUAUGAUGAAGAAAAGCUUAAAACAAGCAUCUGCACAUUUCUAUCAGUGUUGGCACACUUUGACAUCAUUCUUCAAAAUACCUCAGAGAAGAAGGCAGCUUUGAAGAAAGGCCUCAUAGUUGUUCUGCAGUGGUGUUUCAACCAUAAUUUCAGCGUCCGACUUUAUGCAUUAAUUGCCCUUAAAAAAAUCUGGGCUGUGUGCAGGAUGCUGCACGUGGAAGAAUUUGAAGCUCUGACCCCAGUUAUUGAAUCCAGCCUUCAACAAGUGGAAAACAUGCAUGGCACAGGGAAUGCUAGGAGGAACUGGCAGAGAAUUCAAGACCAUUUCUUCUUUGCAACAUUUCAUCCACUGGAGGAUUAUAGUCUGGAGACAAUAUUCUACACUCUCCCACGCCUCUCAGAACUUGCUGAGGAUGAAUGGAUCUCACUCUCUAAAUUUGACAGAUUCCCUGAAAUUCCUUUGCCACCAACAUUUCAGUGGUCCCGUUCUACAACGAAACUUCUUGACCUGAAGCCAAGUGACUGGUCUCAGCAGGACAUGGGUUCAAAUUCAGCUGAAACAGAUAGCCAGACAGAAUGGACUGAUGUUCAGAAAAAAAUCAUACCCUGGAAGAACAGUACUCCUAGUUCAGACCUGGAAAUGGUGUUUCAGGAUCGUGCUGCUAAGCUUGGGAAAUCAAACAGCAGGCUGAUUGUGGUAGCUUCACUUAUUGAUAAACCAACCAAUUUAGGAGGUUUAUGUCGUACAAGUGAAAUAUUUGGAGCAUCUGCCCUGGUGGUUGGCAGCCUUCACUACGUACAGGAUAAACAGUUCCAGCACCUCAGUGUUUCUGCAGAGCAGUGGCUCCCCCUGGUUGAGGUGAAACCAUCUCAGCUUGUUGAUUAUUUACAGCAGAAAAAAACAGAAGGCUACACUAUCAUUGGUGUGGAGCAGACAGCUAAAAGUUUUGAUCUGACAGAAUAUUCCUUCCCAGAGAAGUCACUGCUACUGCUGGGGAAUGAACAUGAAGGAAUCCCAGCAAACCUGAUCCACCACCUGGAUGUCUGUGUGGAAAUCCCUCAGCAGGGCAUCAUCCGCUCACUCAACGUUCACGUCAGCGGGGCCCUGCUGAUCUGGGAGUACACCAGGCAACAAGUUAUCAAGCAAAAACAAAAAUAAUUCCCCAAAUUGUGCCUUACAGUACAGCUGGGUUGCCUGGCUAUGGUGCUACAACAGAAAAAGAUCUGGAUAGGUGGAGAGAGAGACUCAGGGUGAACGAGGAUUCUUGUUCUGCAUGUUUUGCUCUCUGUAAUUCAGACUGGUUUUUAAACGCCUUAAAUACUUCACACCUCUUGAAAUAAAACUCUUGUGUUGGAAAGAAAUAUUAAUUUAUAUUGCAUGGGGUGGGAUUUUUCUACUGUUGGAACACCAGCAGAGCACCAUGAACAGCCCCAAACUGCAUCCCAGGAUUUUUACUGCAG